Molecule: messenger RNA, 2964 nt
Organism: Schistosoma haematobium
Lineage: Eukaryota; Metazoa; Platyhelminthes; Trematoda; Strigeidida; Schistosomatidae
Exons: 1
Coding region: 2242-2691 (149 amino acids)
Source: RefSeq, a predicted model, not a curated record
CCAAGCAAGCGUUUUCAGGAAAUGUUAAAAAACAAAGAGUGCUACAAUAAUUAAUCAUAUUUAUUUUUCGUUUCUAUAGUUUACCGAGUUACUGGAACAAUAUAACUGGUAACAAUGGAAAAAGAUUUAUGAAUUCAGCGAUGCAUAUACUGCAUUUCAAUGGGAGAGAUAGAAAAGUUAAUUUAUUUACAAUAUAUUUUACUAGUGUUUCCUGACAAACUUUCUAGUCUUAUAAUUGUUACCCAGUUGGUGCUUGAGUGCUCUCAAUAAAAUCCCUGUUAUUUACAUAUGAUUACUUGAAACAAGUUUGAUCUGCAGCAACUGAUCACACUUUUAAACUCCUUAUUCAAUUUUUGGUAGACCAGAAUACUGGGUCCUAUGGCUAAAAGGAAGUUCCAAACAUUCACUUUUUUUACCAAUAAAAAUAAUAUAUUUGUAAUACCCCAAUCGUAUUGUCUGAUGUUUAGUGGCUCAGUGUAAGCCAUUUCAAAUCAAAUUAAUCCUAGUCUAAAUAGUGCAAAUGAACAAGGUACAAAAUAGGCCCGACUAAGUCAAUGCCAUUCCAGUCAAGGUGAUUUAUUUGAGAUAUAUUUGUGUGUUAGUGGGUAAAACAUGUAGAACUUGUAAUGUGGAAAAGAUUGAGUUGACUUAGUGUGUGUAACAAGUGUGAGAUGUGAAUAGAACCAGGCAUGGUAGCUUGAAUAGAUGGUCCAAGUCAGGUUUUUGACCAAUUAUUAUUACGAAAAUCCUCACCUUUCGGGAGCUCUUAAAUGUAAAUACUCCCCGACUUCAAUUUAUUGGAUACUUUGAGGAAUGACAAUACAAUACGAGAUUCUUCAGAAAUCACAAGACCGAUGCCCCUUCUAACAACCAGAGAAACAAUUAAUAUAGGUACAUAAAAUGUUCUGACAAUCUUGGAGAAUCAGUCAAAUAGCUACAGAAAUGAGGAGAUACAACUUGACGGUUCUUGGAAUCCGUGAGACCCAUUGGACCCAACCUGGACAGAAAAUGAUAGAUUCGGGAGAGAUGCUGCUGUACUCCAGGCACGAAGAAGAAAAUGCCCCACACACUCGGGGAGUUGCUCUGAUGCUGUCCAAAGAAGCACGUAUUGGAUGGGCAUCUCACGGAUCCAGAAUCAUUAAAGCAUUUUUCAAAACAAAGGAGGGAAUCACAAUAAGUGUUAUCCAGUGUUAUGCAACCACCAAUGACAGCAGCGACGACGAUAAAGAUCAGUUUCACAAGAGGUGCCGAUCAAUCGCAGCGAAGUGCCCAGGAAAGGACCUCACUAUCUGAUGGAAGACUUAAACGCCAAAGUCGAAAUGGACAACACCGGGUAUGAAGAUAUCCUGGGACGACAAAGAUUGGGAGGAAGAAAUGAGAAUGGUGACAGAUUUACAAAUUUAUAUGCAUCCAACAAAAUGGUUAUAGACGGCACCACAUUCUCAUACAAACGUAUACACAAGACUACAUGGAUCUCGCCGGACCGCACCACGGAGAACCAGAUAGAUCAUAUUUAUAUCAAUAAAACCCAGUAGAAGACGUGAGAACCAGGGGAGGAGCUAACAUUGCUUCAGAUCACCACCUGGUGGUUGCCAAGAUGAAACUGAAGCUAAAGAAGCACUGGACAAACAGCAUUACAAUCAUUCAAUACAGCCUUCCUUAGAUAUACUGAAAAACUCAACCAAUUCAAGAUAACUCUCAACAGCAGAUUCCAAGCCUUACAAGAUCUACUCAAAGAGAAAAUUACCAUGAAGAACAACUGGAAAGAAAUCAAAGAAGCACCAACUUAAAUGUAACAGGAAGUGUUCGGCCCCAAGAAGCAUCAUCAUAAGGAAUGGAUCUUUAUGGAAACCCUGAACAAGAUUUAAGAAAGGAAGAAAAAGAAAAUAGCAACUAAUAACAGUCGAACAAGAACAGAAAGUCAAGGCACAAGUUGAAUACACAGAAGCAAACAAGCAAGUCACGAAGAGCAUUAGAACUGACAAGCAGAAAUACGUGGAAGACCUAGCAACGGCAGUGGCAAAAGCUGCAAGCGAAGGAAAUAUGAAACAACUAUAUAACACGACGAAGAAACUAGCAGGGAAAUAUAAUAAACCAGAUAAACUGUUCAAGGACAAAGGCAAUUCAGUCACUGAAAUUCAAGAAUAGAGGAACAGAUGGGUAGAAUACUUCGGGGAACUCUUGAAUAGACCUGCUCCAUUGAAUCCACUGUAUAUCGAAGCAACGUAUACAGACCUUCAUAUGGAUGUCACUCCACGAACGAUCGAAGAAGCCAGGAUGUCCACCAGACAAAUCAACAGUGGGAAAGCAGCAGGACCUGAUGAUAUACCAGCGGAAGCACUGAAGUCAGACUUAGAAGCAACUGCGAACAUGCGCCACAUUCUAUUUAGGAGGAUUUGGGAAGAGGAACAUGUGCCGACAGACUGGAAAGAAGGAUACUUCAUCAAAAUACCAAAGAGAGGAGAUCCGAGCAAGUGUGAGAAUUACAAAGGCAUCACAUUAAUGUCAGUACCAGGAAACCCGAUGAAAGACACCCGACUUCGAGAUCAACAGACCAGAUUCCGUAAGAAUCGGUUGUGCACAGAUCAAAUCGUGACACUAUGGAUCAUCGUUGAACAAUCAACUGGAUGGAAUUCGUCACUAUAUACCAACUUCCUCGAUUAUGAGGCGUUUGACAAUGUGGAUAUGUAGACCAUAUGGAAAUUUUCUUCGACAAUAUGGUAUACCUGAAAAAAUCGUCAACACCAUCAGAAUUCACACGACGGACUACACUACAAAGUGGUGCAUGGAGGACAGCUGACAGACGCAUUCCAAGUGAGGACCGAAGUCAGACAAGGCUGCUUACUCUCAUCUUUCUUCUGGUGGUUGACUGGAUUAUGACGACUAACACGUCUGAGUGGAAGCACGGAAUCAAGUAGACGACUUGGACUUCGCAGAUGAUCUAGCUCUUCUAUCCCAUACACA